UACCACUCUUCGCACACUUCACUUGUUGUUUGGAGACGAUUCUUCUCACAUCCAGACAUCUGUGAGAUAGACCAAAGGAGACCCGACCGCUGUAACUGACCAAGGCCAGAUCCAGCAGUCAUUGUCUGCGAUGCACUGACCGUUUCUACCGCAUGCGGACGGUUGCCUUGACCCGAUCUUAGCACCGCCAGCAACGCCAGCAACACUAGCAACGCCAGGAGCGCAUACACACACACUCUCUCUCUCUCUCUCCCUGCGCCCUCAACACCAACACCAACACCAACUUCAAAGCCACUUCCUGAGCCACACCAUCUACCUCCCAACACCCUCCCCCUCUCCCAACCAUGUCCUCUCUCUACGGCUCCACCAACGACCGGCUCGUUGCAGGCAGCGACGCACGAACAAAUGUCAUCUACGCAAUCGACCGUCUGAAAGAGAAAUUCCCCUCCCCUAUCCCAUCACAAGAACUCAUCGCCUACGUUCUCCCUCACCCUAAACGACACGACGAACAAGCCGUCAAACUAUUCAAAACCCUGCUUGGAGUCAACCCCAAAAUCUCAUUCGACCCCACCAGCGAAAGCUACCGUUUCAAACCCGAAUACGACAUCUCAUCAGCCGACGAAUUACUACGAUAUCUCCAAAACCAAGAUUCAUCCAAAGGGAUCCACGUGCGCGAUCUAAAGGAAGGAUGGCCAGAUGUACUCGAAGCGAUCAAUACGCUAGACAAAGAACACAAACUCUUGGUCACGCGAAACAAAAAAGACAGUCAGCCGCGAAUGGUCUGGGCUAAUGACCCAACGUUGUUUGUCCCGCUGGACCAGGAAUUCAAGGAAAUCUUUAAUCAAAUUCCACUGCCGAGUAUUGAAGACACGAUCACGGCGUUGACGAAGAUGAAUUACAAAACUACAGGUGCGCCGGCAAGCAAGGAGGUGGCUAAGGUGGAAAAGAAGAAGAAAAAAGUGCGUCGUGGAGUCAAGGUUACAAACGUCCACAUGCAAGGAUUGUUCCGGGAUUACUCGAAUCAGAGACCCCAGGGCACGAAAUGAAAGGGUUAUUUGGUGUUGAGGUGGGGGGAGGACAAUUAUCAUCCUCCCAUGGAAGCUUCACGAGACGGGACAAGGGACUCAUGCGGACUUGUCAAAUACGAGUCUUGGAAUGGGUUUCAAAUUAUUGCCACGACGGAAUCUGGUCCAUCUGAAGACAGCUCUUCUUAAAGGCGGGUGUCCGGGCAUAAUAUUCUUCAUGGCCUGUAUUUAUGACAUGACAAGUGUCUUGUACUACACAUGCAAAGGGGGAAACGGCACAUGAAAACGCAAGCAAUAGCAAAGCAUAAGCAUAAGCAUAAUGAUUUAUUGAUUUUCCAACAUAAAA
This is a messenger RNA of Exophiala mesophila, 1371 nucleotides long. RefSeq lists its product as uncharacterized. The transcript has a single exon. Gene Ontology annotation, biological process: transcription initiation at RNA polymerase II promoter. Lineage: Eukaryota; Fungi; Ascomycota; Eurotiomycetes; Chaetothyriales; Herpotrichiellaceae. Gene Ontology annotation, cellular component: transcription factor TFIIE complex. Bases 345 to 1046 code for a protein of 233 amino acids. The record is from RefSeq and is a predicted model, not a curated record.